AUGGGUAUUGUAAUUACGAAAGAAAUUCGGCGGGCUCGCUAUGUCACCCCUGUGAACUCGUCCUACCCUUACGAUGAGGAAUCACGCUCAUGCUAUCACUAUGGAGACUAUGAAUCCUUCUAUCGCAAGAGAGAAGAUUGCAACUUCCUGUAUGGCAAACUCAUAAUGAACGAUCGCGAUAACCUCAGCUUAUAUGUAAGAUGUAAUUUCCCGUAG
This is a messenger RNA of Ostertagia ostertagi, 216 nucleotides long. The record is from the annotation of a GenBank genome assembly. NCBI's taxonomy places the organism in Eukaryota, Metazoa, Nematoda, Chromadorea, Rhabditida, Trichostrongylidae.